AUGUCGAAAGUCUUUCCUCGAUGGCAGUUCUUAUCCAACCAUCAAUCUGAUCCUGAUGGAAGGAUUAUUUUCUUAUGGGGACACCCAGCUUCUGUUAAAGUCUUGGCGCAAUCCCGCCAGUCUCUCACCACUGAGGUUACUCUACCUAAUCAUCCCCCAAUUACCAUUACUUCUAUCUAUGCGUCCAACCUAGCUGAGGAAAGGAUUGAUCUUUGGGCUGAGUUGAUAAAUACCCAGCAGCAACUAUCUUUGCAUCUGAAACCUUGGCUUGUAGCGGGAGAUUUUAAUCAAAUCACCCACCCAUCUAAACAUUCAUCUCCUACUGUCCAAGCGCUCUCAUCAAGCAUGAUACACUUCAGAGACACUCUCUUGCAGCUGGGUCUUUUUGAUCUUCGUUACCAGGGUAUCUUCAAUACAUGGUCUAAUAAACAGCCAGCCUCCCUCAUCACCAAAAAACUAGACUGUGCCUUGGUUAACUAUGAGUGGAUCUCUGCCUUUCCAAGCAGCUCUGCAAUAUUUCUUCCCUCAAAAUCAGACCAUACCUCAUGUCUUCUCAACCUCCAAACUCCCCUCCCAAUUGCGGGUACCAAACCUUUCAAAUUCUUCAAUUACCUAACCCAACACCCUCUGUUCCUAACCACUGUGAAUGACGCCUGGAUUCUUGCCGGAAUCUUUUCAUCAACUCUUGCAGAUCUCAGCUGGAAACUCAAAUCACUAAAGAGUGUAAGAGCUCUGCAUGACCCAACUGCGGUCAACUUUGAAGAGGAGAAAACAUUGCACGAUAAAUGGAUGUUUCUGCGAGGAAUCGAAGAAGCAUACUUCAGACAGCGAUCUCGAAUUAACUGGCUAAAGGAAGGUGACUCCAAUACCUCCUACUUCCACCGUGUGGCCGUAGUUCGCGCUGCCAUUAACACCAUCAUAUCAUUCCUUCUCUCGAAUGGCUCUCUUAUAACUGAUCUGGAAGAAAUGGCAAUUCAUGCAGUUAACAAUUUCAAAUCAAUUCUGGCCCCUGAUGUUCUGCCUUUCUGUCUGGUUUCUGUCUCCUGGUUUCAGUCGCUCAUCCCAUAUCGAUGCUCACCUGAAGCCUGCUUGUCCUUGUCAUCUAUCCCAGAUGCUCCUACAAUUACAAAAACGAUCCUGAAACUCAAUCCAAACAAGUCGUCGGGUCCAGAUGGGUUGACCUCAGGCUUCUUUAAGGGUGCUUGGAGUAUUUUAGGUGAAGAGGUUGUCUGCUCAAUCCAACGCCUCUUUCUCACAGGUUACAUGUCAUCUGCAGUGAACUCAACAAUCCUCACUAUGGUACCUAAACAUCCAGGAGCUUCGGCGGUUGGAGACUACAUGCCAAUCUCAUGCUGUUCAACUCUAUACAAAGCUGUCUCUAAAAUAUUAGUUUCCAAGCUAAAGCCGCUGCUGCCUGAUCUUAUUCUCCCUAAUCAGACGGCAUUUGUGAAAGGACGGCUUCUGGUGGAGAACACAGUCCUUGCAACAGAGCUGGUAAAUGGAUAUCACAAAUCAGUGGGGCCGAAGAAAGUAGUUAUCAAGGUUGAUAUCGCGAAAGCCUUUGACACUAUCAGCUGGACCUUUGUGUUAAACUGCUUAUCAGGAAUAGAAGUGCCCCCAUCAUAUAUCAGACUGGUUGAAGCGUGCAUCACUACAACCUCAUUUACCGUGGGCUACAAUGGACUAGUUCAUGGCUAUUUCAAAGGGAAGAGAGGCCUUCGUCAAGGAGACCCUCUCAGUCCGUACCUUUUGUAA
Messenger RNA from Brassica napus (rape), 1755 nucleotides. RefSeq lists its product as uncharacterized. The transcript has 2 exons. Lineage: Eukaryota; Viridiplantae; Streptophyta; Magnoliopsida; Brassicales; Brassicaceae. The record is from RefSeq and is a predicted model, not a curated record. Bases 1 to 1755 code for a protein of 584 amino acids.